Messenger RNA from Corticium candelabrum, 926 nucleotides. RefSeq lists its product as uncharacterized. The transcript has 9 exons. Lineage: Eukaryota; Metazoa; Porifera; Homoscleromorpha; Homosclerophorida; Plakinidae. The record is from RefSeq and is a predicted model, not a curated record. Bases 9 to 926 code for a protein of 305 amino acids.
UACACACAAUGAAAUCGUGCAGCAGCUUGACUCUGUUUUUGCUGAGUCUGAUUGCUCUUUUGGACGAAAAGACAAAAGCCAUGUCGACUGUUUGGCCGGAGGUGACGGCUCAGACUUGCUAUAUUCUCAGAGAAAAAUGCGGCCAGGACCCAUGUGUUGAAUCGGCUAGAGGUAUCCUUCGUUACAACUUUGACAACAAAUAUUUGGAAGUAUGUGAUGGUAGAAAUUGGAUUAUAAAGGAACAUGAAGAUGGCAAAACAGGCCGCGUUAAGUUAGGCAGCAGUAAAGACAAUCCUGGAAAUGGAUGCAAACACCUUUAUGAAAGAGGUAUAACAACCAGCGGAGUGUAUUGGCUGUUACCAUUCGGUGCAUCUCAAGCUUUUCAGGCCUAUUGCGAUCAAGCAACAGAUGGAGGUGGGUGGAUGUUGUUGUAUGCAUACAAACAUGUCGCACAAGAUAAUAAUCCAGUUGUUGAGAAACUUCCUACUGACCUCAAUGGAUAUUCUCAUCAACUCUUGAAUAACCUAGGCAUUAACCCAAGUUGGGCUAAAGAGCUGAGGUUCUACUGCACAACGUCAGCACACAGUCGCGUAAUUCAUUUCAAAACCAGCAAUUCAAGAAUCAUAAGCACAGCCUAUGAUGGCAAAGGACAUUGUAUAGUCCAUGAUUGGAAAAGUAAUACUUUCCCAUUAUCGGGCCAUUCUGGAUUUCUUCCACUGCAGACUGCAAAUGUCUUCGCUUCGCGAAGGCCUUCUCCAGGAUUCACAGAUUUUCCAUUUUGGAAGGGUGGUCUUUAUCACUGGGGUAUUUCUCCUGAUUUCCAAAGAUUUGAAUGUGAUGAUUAUGCUUCUCAUCAACAACACCAUACGCUUCAUCGUGUGUUUGUGAGAGGUUCGAGUUGUCAGCAGUUUCCUGUAUUCUAUUAA